AGUCAUUCUGCUGGANCACUGCUACAGUUCUGGAGGAGGUGAUGAAGACCAGAGAGGGAGGAGAGCUGCCCAAGACCCUGACUGAGAUGUACGCAGAAUUCCUGGUUUAUCAGAUUCAUCAGACAAAUGAGAAGUAUGACCCAGAAGAGUGCAUUCAGUACAUUGAGUCAUUAGCAAAACUGGCUUACCAUCAGUUGGAAAAGGGCAACCUGAUCUUCUACGAGACAGAUCUAGAAGAGAGUGGCAUUGAUGUCAGUGGAGCCUCGGUGUGUUCAGGAGUGUUCACAGAGAUCUUCAAAGAGCAACGUGGGAAGAAGAAGGAUAAAAAAAAGAUGUUCAGUUUCAUCCAUCUGAGUGUUCAGGAGUUUCUGGCUGCUCUCCAUGUAGAGAGGGCAGUCAUUAACAGAAACAAGAACGUGAUGUUUAGGCGAAGUUUGGUUAAAAACAUUCGAAGGGUUUUCAGCGAAAAAUCUGUGAUGUCUAAGGUCCACAGGUCAGCUAUUGACAAGGCCUUACAGAGUCCAAACGGACACCUGGACCUGUUCCUUCGAUUCCUCCUGGGUCUUUCUCUGAAGACCAAUCAGAUUGUUCUUGAAGACCUGCUGAAACCAAAAGGAACCAGCCCACAGACCAAUCAGGAGACAGUGGAGUACAUCAAGAAGAAGAUCAGUGAGAAUCUGUCUGCAGAGAGAAGCAUCAAUCUGUUCCACUGUCUGAAUGAACUGAAUGAUGGUUCUCUGGUGGAGCAGAUCCAACAGGCCCUGAAUUCAGGAAGUCUCUCCACAGAUGAACUGUCUCCUGCUCAGUGGUCAGCUCUGGUCUUCAUCUUACUGUCAUCAGGAAACGAUCUGGACGUGUUUGACCUGAAGAAAUACUGUGCUUCAGAGGAGGCUCUUCUGAGGCUGCUGCCAGUGGUCAAAGCCUCCAAAAAAGCUCUGCUGAGUGGCUGUAACCUGUCACUGAGAAGUUGUGAAGAUCUGUCCUCAGUUCUCAGCUCUGAGUCCUCUAGUCUGAGAGAGCUGGACCUGAGUAACAACAACCUGCAGGAUUCAGGAGAUUUGUUGCUCUCUGCUGGACUGGAGAGUCCACACUGUAAACUGAAAACACUCAGGCUAAGUGGCUGUAACCUUUCAGAGAGAAGUUGUGAAGAUCUGUCCUCAGUUCUCCGCACUGAGUCCUCUAGUCUGAGAGAGCUGGACCUGAGUAACAACAACCUGCAGGAUUCAGGAGUGAUGCCGCUAUCUCUUGGACUGGAGAGUCCACACUGUAGACUGGAGACUCUCAGGCUGAGUGGCUGUCACCUGUCAGAGAGUGGUUGUGAAGAUCUGUCCUCAGUUUUCAGCUUAGAGUCCUCUAGUCUGAGAGAGCUGGACCUGAGUAACAACAACCUGCAGGAUUCAGGAGUGAAGCUGCUUUUGGCUGGAAUGGAGAGUCCACACUGUAAACUGGAGACACUCAGGCUGAGUGGCUGUAACCUGUCGGAAAGAAGUUGUGAAGGUCUGUCCUCAGUUCUCAGCUCUGAGUCUGAGUCCUCUAGUCUGAGAGAGCUGGACCUGAGUAACAACAACCUGCAGGAUUCAGGAGUGAAGCUGCUUUCGGCUGGACUAGAGAGUCCACACUGUAAACUGGAGACUCUCAGGCUGAGUGGCUGUAACCUGUCAGAAAGAAGUUGUGAAGCUCUGUCCUCAGUUCUCAUCUCAGAAUCCUCUAGUCUGAGAGAGAUGGACCUGAGUAACAACAACCUGCAGGAUUCAGGAGUGGAGCUGCUCUCUGCUGGACUGGAGAGUCCACACUGUAAACUGGAGACUCUCAGUCUGUCAGGCUGUCUGAUCACAGAGAAAGGCUGUACUUCUCUGGCCUUCAACCCCUCCCAUCUGAGAGUGCUGGACCUGAGCAACAAUCAUCCAGGAAACUCAGGAGUGAAGCUGCUGUCUGCUAGACUGGAGGAUCCACACUGGAGACUGGACACUCUCAGGCUGGAACCUGGUGGAGAGCAGUGGCUGAAACCGGGUCUGAGGAAGUAUUCCUGUGAACUCUCUCUGGACACAAACACGGUGCACAGAAACCUCAGACUGUCUGAUGACAACAGGACGGUGACGUUAGCGAUGGAGGAUCAGGCAUAUCCUGAUCAUCCAGAGAGGUUUGAGACCUGGUCUCAGCUGCUGUGUAGAGAUGGUCUGACUGGUCGCUGUUACUGGGAGGUCCAGACCAAAGGAGAGUGGGUUUAUAUAUCAGUGAGUUACAGAGGAAUCAGCAGGAAAGGACACAGUGAAGACUGUGUGUUUGGACGUAAUGAUCAGUCCUGGAGUCUGCUCUGCUAUGAUGGUCGUUACUCUGUCCGUCACAAUAAGAGAGAAACAGUCCUCCCUGUCUCCUCGUCCUCUGUCUCUAACAGAGUAGCAGUGUAUGUGGACUGUCCUGCUGGCUCUCUGUCCUUCUACACAGUCUCCUCUGACUCACUGAUCCACCUCCAUACCUUCAACACCUCAUUCACUCAGACUCUCUAUCCUGGGUUUGGGUUAGGGUUUGGGUUAGGUGCCUCAGUGUCUCUGUGUGCUGUGUAGG
Etheostoma cragini (Arkansas darter) is the source of this 2565-nucleotide messenger RNA. RefSeq names its product NACHT, LRR and PYD domains-containing protein 12-like. Gene Ontology annotation, molecular function: protein binding. NCBI's taxonomy places the organism in Eukaryota, Metazoa, Chordata, Actinopteri, Perciformes, Percidae. The transcript is spliced from 11 exons. The record is from RefSeq and is a predicted model, not a curated record. The coding region runs from base 42 to 2564 and encodes 840 amino acids.